GCUGGCUCCGCGCUGACGUCGAGCACGCACACGGCUCCCUGCGGCGCUACUCCUGGCGACUCCCUCCGCAGCCCAGGCAGGCCCGGAUUCCGUGCGGGCGGUAGGAGCAAAGCGGGCAGGAGCGUCAAGCUCGCGCUUGUCUCUCCACUCCGGCCCAGGCGGAUCUGCAGCCGCUGCUCGAAGCAGAGACGCGCCGGGAGGAUCUCGCCAUGACCGCGUCCAUGAGGCAGAGGUUCGACAAGUUCCUGCACGAGAAGAACUGCCUGACGGGCGUGCUGGAGAAAAUCGAGAGCAGGACUGGCGUGAGCAGGUCCUACAUCGCCCUCGCCAUUAUUGGUGUGCUGGCCAUCUACCUGGUGAUCGGCUAUGGAGCAUCCCUGCUCUGCAACCUGAUCGGCUUUGCUUACCCUGCAUACAUCUCCAUCAAGGCCAUUGAAAGUCCUAACAAAGAUGAUGACACACAGUGGCUGACCUACUGGGUGGUGUAUGGCAUCUUCAGUAUAGCAGAAUUUUUCUCUGACAUCUUUCUCUCCUGGUUCCCUUUUUACUACAUGAUGAAGUGUGGUUUCCUGGUAUGGUGUAUGGCCCCAAGUCCCUCAAAUGGAGCAGAGUUUCUGUACCACCGAAUUAUCCGCCCUUUCUUCUUGAAGCACGAGGCACGGCUGGACAGUGUAGUGAAGGAUCUGAAAGACAAAGCUUCAGAGACGGCAGAUACAAUUACUAAAGAAGCCAAAAAAGCAACAAUAAAUCUGUUGGGGGAGGAAAAGAAAAGCACCUAAAACUGGAAGAUAAGUUUCCUCAUCACUUCCCUUACACAGCUUGAUGUUAUUGGGGACUGUGAUAGAGUAAUUUGAAUAAUGUUGCCUUGAAAACUGUUUUUUUAAUUUGAUAAAGGAAUAUGUUCUUAAAGUUGCUUGCUCUUUUGCAGUUCCCUGUAUUAAAAGUAAGCAUUUUAUGUCAAACCAGUGCUGUGGGUGGCAUCUGAAGCUUAUACAGAUUAGUUUAUUUGUCUCCUAAGCAAAGAAAGGUCGUUCCAUAAUGUCUUGUCUUGCGGUUAAUGUAAACUUAAAUAAAAUAUCUCCCAGGCUCUGACCAUUAUACUUUGUGCAUGCAAUGUCUGUUAAUAUUUGACUGGUUUUUGCUGUAAUGUACAGUUUUAUAUCAAAAUGUGAUUAUGGUGAUUUUCAUGCAAGUGCACAUGUGCAUACGCACGGAAUAAUGAUCAGAAGGACGCAUGUGUUAAGGUGUAUCCUUCUCUCUAUGUCCAACAGCGUUGUAAACGGUGAAGACAGGUUACAGUGUAGAACUGCUGAUAUUGUUUAUUGUUGCACAUACCACUUGUAACUUGCAGUGUUUGAGUAAAUGUAUCUAUGGAAGUUGUCCUUCAAUCACAAAGAAAAGCACUUUGCUGUUGUUGACCACACGCUGGAAAGUUGUUUCCCAGAGCUGGAUGUGCUGAAUGGCUGGUGAUAAAGGAGAAACGAAAGAAGAGAGUGUUGCCUCAGUCCUCUCUCUGAGUCCUGUCCUACUUCAUGUCACAGGGUGAGCAGUGUGGAAUGUGUGUCCUGAAGGGUGGCUCCCCAUUAAUAUUGCAGCACAGGCAUACCCCAAGCUAAAGUUUCCCCACCCAACGGUACCUGGAAGUGUAGUUCUGUUUCAGAAUGUGGCCUGUCAGCGUGGGUGCUCUUCAGGCUCGUCUGCUCUUUGUUCCAGGCCUUAAGCCUUAGUCUUCUAUUGGAAGUAGCUGGCAUAAACAGAGAACAAUGGUCUUACAGAGAGUAGCUGGUAGGAUUGCCUCCUGUCAUGAAAUGGCUGAUAAUACUGUUAAUUGGAAAGUAUUAAUUUAUUCCCAGAUUGCUCAUGAAUUUCUUCUGAAGCCAGACAUUUUAUUUUUAAAAGCAGUUCUAACGACAUAUUGUUGCCUCCUGCUUGCUUUAAAAUGAACCAAAAAGAGUCCCUGUGUAGAGUCCACCAAUUGCUGUGCAGCUUGCCAAGACAUCCCACUCCCUCAGUUCAUAGAAAGAACUAAAAUAUUCUUCCGUGCUCUUAGUGCAGGGAACCCACAACCUCACCUCCCAGUUCUGGCCACUCCAACAACCAGGCAAACAGGAUGCACUCUUGUGUGUGAGACUGAAAACUCUCCCUUUCCCAAAGGCCAGGCUUCCCAAUCUCAGGUUCAUUUCUGGGGUGUACCCACACAUAAAGACAUGAAUUCCAGGCUCAGCUUAGUAAAAUCUAAGUUUAUUAAUUAAAGAGUGUCUCAAAAAGCAUGAAGCGCUCUUACUCAGGCAACAGGCAUUAAAACAAGGAAGUCUUACUGUUGCUAAAUAUUAAAACCACCAAGUGGUUUCCAUUGUCGCAUAUAUCAUCCAUCCCUCAGAAAGCAAGCUUCUCUUAUACUUGGUCGAUCCAGCAUAAGGACAUGCUAAGGAUGAUAAAAUAGCAUGCAGUUUUUAGUUUCUCUCUUGCAUACUUGCAUCAUGAUGAACAACUGCUGAAGGACUAAAGAACUGGGUGAACUGAGAAGCCAUCUUUUCAGGCCUCAGUGAAUCACCUAGCAACUCAAGAACCAAUCAGGAUUAAGCCGGUAAUUGGCAUUCCACUAUGUGAAAACUAGGGAGUUAAGCACAGAGCUCUCUGAAAGCUCUCUCUUCAAGGCCAAAUUUCUCAGGAACUUAAGAGACUGUUCCAUAGGUGUUUCCAAUCAGCUCUGCAAACACAUUCCUAUGCUAGGCCUCGAACCUUACAACACUUACAACCUGAACUUAACUUCAGCCACUUCCUUCCAAAGACUUAGUCUCAGGUUAGCAACUUCCAUAUAUCUUGUUUCGAGCAAAGGUGGAUUGACAAACCCAGUCCAUUUCAGUCCAUGAACAAAUAUUUAAUAACUGCCUUACCAUUUCAUACCACAGAGCCAUCUUGGUCGGCAUUCUGUUUCCACCUCUGGUCAGUUGAAUGCCCUUGGUAGCUUACAAGCAAAACAUGUAGAAGCUGAUAACCGUUCUCUGCUGUUGGAUCCCACUAUGUGAUAAUGGAAUACAGAGAUUUCAGCCUUUGCUAGGAAUAGUGAAGAAUAGCUAUUGGUAGGCCUGACCUCCACAUACUGGAAUGCAUAAUAAAUGCAUAAUAAAGUGUGUAGAAGAGAAUUUAUUUCCUUUAUAGUAACGAUUCACACAGAUGCAGCAGGCAGAUUCUUGUGAAAUGUUUCUGCACACUUGACAAACUCUAACAUAAAAACAUGGUCUAUAUAGCAGUGUAUUGCAUGUAGAGACCAGCUGUGCCCUUAAGGGAUACAACCGUUGUAUUAUCAGACUGGGCAUGCUUUAUAAACUUCUGUCAAGUUCCUUCUGUUCAGUUGAAAGAGCUAGAAAUCGGUGGCACUGCUGUCCACCAGAAACGCUGUACUGGGACUAUCGGUCUUUCCUUGGAUGGAGGCACAGCUUAGCUACUGCAGCUGCCCUAAGCAGCUGUUGCUAGUUUGCAACUGAUUUCUGUCGGUCUCCUCUAUGCUGCAGUGGAGCUGAAAAACACUGGAAGCUUAACUAGAAAAGAGGGUGGGUUUUACUUCUGUCAGAAAAGUGCAGCAUUUAAAGCUGUCUGAGCAAUUUAAAAAAUGCUAACAUUUACGUGCUGACCUUUUAUUUCUAGUUCAUUUUUAUGUGCUCUGAAUAAAUUUUCUGUAAGUUAGUUAUGCCAUGGUGCCAUAAUGUGGUGUGUGUGUAGAUUUGCAAGAAUAUCACAAAACUGAAUGUGCAAAUCAAGUGAACUUUUAAAACAUAGCUGCCUUUCUUAGGGAUUUUUCUUUAUUGGGAGAGAUUAUCCAGAGCUAUAUGCAUCUUUUUUGUUUGAGAGCCUGAUGGAAUACGAUAGUCUUGACAGAGUUUAUCCUUCACUUGCAAAUAACUGCAUUGGGCAUGAUUAAAAUGUCUUUUUUUCCUUGGCAAAUGUUGGAAAAGUUAGUAUGUCUUAGCCAGCUUGCGCUGAAGAUGUAAUGUGUUUUAGGAGAACACAUACAAAUAAAGAAUAAUAUCUGACUCUAA
Messenger RNA from Eublepharis macularius, 4040 nucleotides. It is a transcript of the gene REEP5, whose product is annotated as receptor accessory protein 5. NCBI's taxonomy places the organism in Eukaryota, Metazoa, Chordata, Lepidosauria, Squamata, Eublepharidae. The record is from RefSeq and is a predicted model, not a curated record. The transcript is spliced from 5 exons. Bases 210 to 779 code for a protein of 189 amino acids.